Molecule: messenger RNA, 4040 nt
Organism: Hippoglossus stenolepis (Pacific halibut)
Lineage: Eukaryota; Metazoa; Chordata; Actinopteri; Pleuronectiformes; Pleuronectidae
Gene: smarcal1
Product: SWI/SNF related, matrix associated, actin dependent regulator of chromatin, subfamily a-like 1
Exons: 17
Coding region: 404-3082 (892 amino acids)
Biological process (GO): DNA repair; replication fork processing
Cellular component (GO): nuclear replication fork
Molecular function (GO): ATP-dependent chromatin remodeler activity; ATP binding
Source: RefSeq, a predicted model, not a curated record
ACGUCACCCGGCAACCGCCCUCUCCGCGUGCCUGCUUGUUGUCCUACGUCAAUUCCGGCGCGGCAGAUUAGGAAUAUUCCAGCGGGUUGUCAACCAGCUAGCUGGAUGCUAACUUCACCUAUUAGCUUUGAGACCUUUCUUUGCCGUCUGUAAACCACAUUGCUGACAUGGCUGCUCAUGUUGACCCAGCACCGAUGUGACGCUCCCGGUACAUUUAGGGUGUUUAACGGUUUUUUAACUGUUGACGUCCAGGCUAGCCUCGUUAGCUGCUAGCGUUAGCACCAGCAGUGGAGGAAGUCAGUUCUAACGUCUUACCUAUAAAAGCACACAUGGGUUUCCACGGAUCACUUGCUAGCAGGUAACUAGAUGCAUUUGUUUAUGCUAGUUGGCGUUUAGCUCAACCAUGUCUCAUCAGCUGACUGCAGAGCAGCAGCGUAAGAUCGAGGAGAACAGGCUCAGGGCGUUGGAGAGACGAGCCGAGAGAAUGGGACAGGCUCCCAGCAUCAAUAACCAGACCUUGGCAGGGCCCAGCAGGGCUUCAGUACAUAGACAGGCCCCUGUCCAUCACAGAGACUCACCCAGCAGCUCAGUCUCUGCACCAAAACUGUAUGUUCCACUCUCCAAACAUCAGCCACAGGGCUUCAACAACCAAAAGCAAGCUGGGCCGACGCAUCAUCAGUCAUCUGCUAAUGGAAAACAGAUCAGCCAGAGUAGGCCGUGUAACUCUUCUCCUUUGAGACAGAUCCAAGUUAUCGACCCACUUCCUCAGUCAAGAAGUCGACGUGCGAGGAGCCCUGUCUUGUUAAAUGGAGGAGGCGUUGUCGGGAGACCAGCUCAGUCCAAACCUAACCUCUCCUCCGGCAGCUCUGGUGGUGAUGGUGGUGCAGCCAGUUCUUUCUACAAGCAAGCGACGACUAAACCUGCCCAGAGUUCUGUGGCACAGCUUCCCUCACGCUCCUCCACCUCCACCUCCACCGCUGUAGCUGCUAAAAAGCCUUCCAUCUCUGUGAGGGGAAGAUGUGUCCCCCACACAGAGGACAGUCGCUUCAGAGUAGAAGUGGGCUACCACGCAGAGCUCAUUGCUGUUUUCAAGUCCAUCGCCUCCAAGAACUAUGACCCUGCUACAAAGAUGUGGAACUUCAGCCUGGAGGACUAUCAGCAGCUAAUGGAGGAGGCAGCCUCUAUUGCCUCUGUGUCUCUGAGGCCUCUGGAGGGAAUGGAAGUGGUGGAUGUUGCUUCCUGCCGACCCCGUAACGGUGCAGCGCUGGCGGCCCUGCUGAAGCUGUGUAACGGCUGGCAGAAACCUGGAGCCACUCUGCAGGGCCAGUGCAUCUUGGUGUCCCCGAACAAGUUUGAGGUUGACAUCGGUUACAAUGUUGAUGUCAUUGCAGCAUUCAAGCAAAUGCCAACAAACAGUUAUGACAUGAAAACAAGAAAGUGGAGCUUCUCGCUCGAGGAUUUUAAGAAACUCAUGGAUCUCCUUGGUGGGAUAGCAGCAGUGGAGGUGGAGCCUCUGCCCAGGGCAGUAAUCCAGGCUUUCUCUGCCAGUUUUGACGGGACUGAAGCCAGGUCUUUGGACGUCCCAAAGGCAGACCUCUCCGCCAUUGAGCCCUCACUCACCCACAGCCUUAUGCCCUUCCAGAGGGAGGGGGUCAAUUUUGCAGUGUUUAAAGAAGGCCGCCUCCUCCUGGCUGAUGACAUGGGUCUGGGAAAGACCGUGCAGGCCAUUUGCAUAGCAGCCUAUUACAGGAAUGAGUGGCCCUUACUGGUGGUGGCUCCCUCUUCCGUACGAUUCACCUGGGCUGAGGCCUUCAGACGCUGGCUCCCCUCCCUCAGUCCUGACUGCAUCAAUGUGGUGGUGAAGGCCAAAGACAACCUGCGCUCCGGUUUGGUCAACAUCAUCAGCUACGACCUGCUGAGCAGGAUGGACAAGCAGCAGCCUGGAGACCCCUUCAAUGUUCUUAUCAUGGAUGAGUCCCAUUUCCUGAAGAACAUAAAGACGGCUCGGUGUAAAGCUGCUUUGCCUCUACUGAAGGCAGCAAAGAGAGUGAUUCUUCUGUCUGGGACCCCGGCAAUGUCCCGACCCUGUGAGCUCUACACCCAGAUUCUGGCCGUCAGACCUGCACUCUUCCCUCGCUACCACGAUUUCGGGAUGCGCUACUGCAACGCCAAGCAGACGACUUGGGGCUGGGACUACUCCGGCUCUUCUAAUCUUGGGGAGCUGAAGCUGCUGUUGGAAGAGUCUCUGAUGUUGCGCCGUCUCAAAUCCGAAGUCCUGUCCCAGCUUCCUGCUAAACAGCGCAAGGUUGUCACGGUGACCAUAGAUGGGAUCUGCACCCGCAUGAAAGCGGCGCUGUCGGCUGCUGCCAAAGAGUUGGCCAAGGAACAUCGCAACAAAACGGAAGAGAAGGAAGCCCUCCUCAUCUUUUAUAACCGCACCGCUGAAGCCAAGCUACAGGCGAUUAUGGAGUACAUCACGGACAUGCUGGAGUGUGGGAGGGAGAAGUUUCUAGUGUUCGCCCAUCAUAAGUCAGUUCUGGAUCAUAUCUCCUGUGAACUGGGCAAAAAGAAUGUCCCUUUCAUCCGUAUUGACGGGGCCACGCCAUCACUUGAGCGACAGCAGCUGUGUGAGAAGUUUCAGCACUCGACCAAGACGUGUGUAGCUGUGCUGUCCAUCACUGCAGCGAACAUGGGUCUGACCCUGCACUCCGCAGACCUGGUGAUCUUUGCUGAGCUGUUCUGGAACCCCGGAGUUCUCAUUCAGGCAGAGGAUCGGGUGCACCGCAUUGGCCAAACCAAGAGUGUGAACAUUCACUACCUGGUUGCCACGGGAACUGCUGAUGAUCACCUGUGGCCAAUGAUCCAGGGAAAAAUGAAUGUCUUAAAACAAGUGGGUCUUUCUGAGUCUAACUUCUCAGGCAACGCAGUGAACGCCAGCUUCCACUCUAAGGACCCGAAACAGAGGAGCAUCAUGGAGAUGUUCCAGAGAUCAUUCAAAGCUGAGGACGACAUCGACGAGGCCAUGUUACUGGAGGCCGCAGACGACUGGGACAACGCCCCCCCUGAGGACACCUCUGGAUAACAUCACGGCACGAUCGGACAAAGCCCCAGCAAAGGGAGCAUCAAGGAAUAUUUCAGCAGAUGACUUUUACUGACAAAUUAUUUUGUUUAUUUUUGUCUUUUUCUGUUGAUCAUGAAUGAACUUAUAUACUUUUGCAAACAUGCCUCAAAUGUUUUAGAACACGCAAAAUAACAGUCUUAUAAUCCUUUAUAUUUUUUGCUAAUAAGAAAACUAAAUAAAUGUGACUCAAGGUUUUUAGAAUCCUUCUUAAACCUGACUGCUCACUGUGGUGACUGGAUUAAAUGUUUAGGUCAUUCAAGUGUUUUUUAUGGAGGACCACAAGUGUCACUGAAAUAAUAAGAAUGAAGCAUCGAGAAGCUAGAAAGAAAAACUCAAGGAGCACAUCGAUUAGCUGACAAAAAAGGAAAAGCAACAGGGAGAUGGAAAUGCAAGUAGAAAAGGAAAUUGCUCCUUUUUAAAAAUCUGAUCAAAAUCUAUUAUUUCGAUUUGUCAAUUACAUGACAUUAUUAAUUGAUGAAUUAUGGAAUGUACUUAUUGGCUGUUUUAUGUUGUUUUUGUCAUCCUAAUUUUUUAUUUGAACUACCUUUUAUUUAACCAAUUAAAAUGUCAAAUAUUUACUUCGUAAUGCAGUCUAUUUAUUUAUAGAUCAAUACAUUAAUUAGUUAACAAAUGUAUCGAUGCCUAUUUUAUUGUAGUGCCUUCAUUAAUUUUGUGACACUUGUGGUCCUUCAUACUAAAACAAUAUACAAGAGCCUGGUCAUUCUUACUCAUUGCCACAGUAGUUACAACAAUUUAUUUUAGGUAAUUCAAGAUAGACUGGUGGUGACUGAAUGACCCUGCAGCUUUUGUGGUGAGCCAAGACCUGCAGUCAUCUGAGAAGUUAACCCUCUGUCACGUGAUACUUAUGAUUGAGUGUUAUACAGCCCUGUAAUGCCACAAAUAAAAGAUGGAAAUGUCA